GCAAAUUCACUCAUGGUUAACAAAACACCAAGUUGAAAAAAAAGCUACGUCCAACGAGCCUCAACUGACGAGCUUCGAGAAAACCAUACUUAAAUUGAUGCCAACACAAAAAACCUUCUCAACGCUAUACACUAACAUGUUGCAGCAUAAUAUCACACUUAGAUAUCCCUUUGUUAUAGCAUGGGAAAAAGACCUAGGACAAACCUUCCCCGAGGCAAUGUGGAGAAAGAUGUUUAUCACCCCCAAAACCCUCACACUCAGUGCCAACCACACUGAAUUAUCCAGGAAAAUUUUAUAUAGAUGGUACUUAGUGCCCACACGCCUCAAACAGAUGUACCCUGAGGCCUCUGACAAAUGUUGGCGCUACGCCUCGACAGCCAGAUCAAUGAUCUAUAUAUGGUGGACAUGCCCAGUAUUAAACCCCUACUGGACCGCGUUGACCAAAAUGAUCCACACUAGUACAGGUAUCCGCAUACCACAAACCCCAGACUGCCUACUGCUCCACAACUACCCACCAAUGCUCCCUAAAACAACUAGAUAUUUGACCUAUCAGAUCAACAUAGCAGCCCUAACCCUGAUUAGCAGGUCAUGGAAAAAAGCUGAAGCACCAACCAUGCCACAAUGUAUACAACUCAUAAAUACGACUAGACUUUAUGAGCUAGCAAGCAGAACAGCUUUCCCCACCAGAGCAACCUUCUGGAAAACAGCUUGGCAAACCUGGGAGGCUUUCGAAAACAAACCCCCCCCCCUCCCCCCGGCAACAUCACAGAACAUAAUCCGAAGUCUCGACAGCCGAGCUCAUCAUUAUAGUGAUAGCUACCAUGCUACCCCAAUGACCACAG
Pelobates cultripes (western spadefoot toad) is the source of this 842-nucleotide messenger RNA. Lineage: Eukaryota; Metazoa; Chordata; Amphibia; Anura; Pelobatidae. The record is from the annotation of a GenBank genome assembly.